CAAUCAUUCCCCCUUCUGCGUGAUUGGACUUCUUAUAUAACUUUUAUUUCCGGGUUGCAAUCAUGGCGUGUUGCUGAACUACAUACUCCUGAACCAACAUCAAACAUGGCAUCAGUGGAGGAGGACUUCCCUCGAGGAGGGACAGCAAAGAAACCCACUGAGAGUAAGAUAGUGGUGCAGCGUCCAGAAGUGGACAACCUGUUCCAGUCAAAUGAAGAAGCAGAAACUAAGAAGAGAAAGGGGGCAGCCAAAGAUAACAGCAAGAAACUCAAGAAGCAAAAGACGAGUAAAGAAAAAGAAGAUGCCAAGUGUGUAGAAAUCCUACAUAUGAAGAAUGUGAAGGAGGGUAUGCUGAUGCUGGGUUGUGUGAAGGAGGUGAGAGAUUUUGAGGUGACAGUCAGCCUGCCUUGUGGCCUGCAAGGCUUCCUCGGCAUCAAGAACAUCAGCGACUCGUACACCAAGCUGCUCGUUGAGCAGCUGGAUUCUGCUGAUACAGUGGAGAUCUGCUCUCUGACACACCUCUUCUGUCCUGGCAUGGUUUUAAGGUGUGUGGUUGUUAAGUUGGACAUAACUAAAGGAGGCUCAAUCAGCAUCCAGCUGUCUGUUAAUCCAAAGCUGGUCAACAAGGCUCUCACCUCCAGCUCUCUGAAGGCUGGCAUGGUCCUGAGUGGAUGUGUGGAGAGUGUCGAAGAUCACGGCUGCAUAAUCGACAUUGGCAUCAAUGGAUCCAAAGCCUUCCUGCCUAAGAAAGCAAUAAAAGACAAACACAACGUCAUGGACGAGCUGAAAGUGGGCCAGUAUGUGACGUCUCAGGUUGAAGCAAUAAAGAGCGAUGGGCGUGUGAUCCAGCUUUCUGUCAACCCUCUGACCAUCGCCCAGGCCUGUGCUGAAUCUGGGCAGGGCUGGAACCUCACUAACCUUCUGCCUGGUCUUCUGGUCAGAGCCACCAUCAAAAAGGUGACCAAACAUGGUCUGGUUUUGGACUUCCUGUCCUCCUUUAGUGGCCAGGUGGACUUCCUCCACAUGGAGCCUAAUCAGACAUCCAGCUACACCGAGGGAACCAAGGUGCGAGCCUGUGUGCUCUAUGUGGAGCCGUCCACGCAUCUGGUGGGCUUGAGUCUGCGCAGCUACCUCGUUCAAGCCAGGACCAGAGUUGAGACAACUCCUGCCGGCGGUGACCGCAUUGGUGAGGUGGUGAAAGACUGCAAGAUGAUCACAAUGCACCACAUGUCUGGAGCCAUGUUGGAACUGCCUGAUAAGACUCUGGCCUUUGUACAUAGGAACCACCUUAAAGAGCCGAAUGAGCAAGCUAAUGAGAACAGAGUGGCAGCAAUCCCUGAGCACACCUGCAGAAUCCUGGACUUCAGCCCCAUGGACCAAAUUCAUUUUGUUAGUCUGCGUAGGAGUUUGAUUGAGAAGCAGUUCUAUAGGUAUCAUGAUCUUCAGGCUGGUCAAGUUGUAGAGGGGACAGUGUCAGACCUGCUGAAUCAUGGGAUGGUGGUGCAUCUGUCUGACCACAUUAAAGGUCUGGUGCCUCGGACCCACCUGUCUGACAUUAUCCUUAAGAACCCAGAGAAGAAGUACACAGAGGGCAUGAAGGUCAAAUGUCGGGUGCUGUCAGUGGAUGCUGAGAAUAAGAAGUUGUACCUGACCAGAAAGAAGGCCCUGGUUGAAAGCUCCCUGCCCUUGUUCCUCUGCUAUACCGAUGCUCAUCCUGGCCGCGUAUCACACGGCUACAUUGUCUGCAUUAAAGACUUUGGGUGCAUUGUUCGUUUCUACAAUGAUGUCAAGGGUCUGGUGCCACUCGGCGAGCUCAGCUUUGAACCCGUCAUCAAUCCUGAGGAGGUCUUCUAUGUCGGGCAGGUGUUGAAGACUAAAGUUCUUCAGUGUGACCCUCAGAAGGCAAGGAUGAUGCUGUCUUUUAAGGCUGCGCUGGAGGGAGAAACGGAGCAAGCUACCAAGCCCCAGUUUGACUGUGAGGUUGGGAUGAGGCUGGAGGCCAGAGUGCUGAAAAAGUCCGUAAACAAUCUGGAGGUUACCAUCCUCCCUGAUGAGAUGAGAGCCGUACUUCCCACUGUGCACCUCUCCGAUCACACGUCCAACUGCCCUCUGCUGUGGGAGAGCCUGCAGGAGGGAGACAACAUUUCAAACCUUGUCUGUUUCAACAAGAACAAACAGAAUAUUACUCUCACCAAGAAACCCACAGUGAGGUGGUCACUGGACGAAGGAGUGGUUGCCAAAGAUUUCUCAGAAAUCAGGGUUGGAAUGCAGCUGAUCGGCUGGAUCAAGAACAUCAUGUCUUAUGGCGUCUUUGUGGAGUUCCCAUAUGGUCUGGUCGGGCUUGCACCCAAGGCGGCCAUGACAGACAAGUUCCUUGGUGACACGACCACCGCCUUCAAGCUGGGCCAGACUAUCAUCGCUAAAGUGACAAACCUGGAUGAGGAAAAACACCGUUUUCUUGUCACGCUGAAGAUGUCGGAGGUCAUCUCUCCAGAGGGGGACGCCCAGACCAGACUCAUUAAUGGCCUGCAGGAGAGAAGAGCUGUGGCUGAAAUGCUGGCACUGAGAGAUACCAGUGAUCUUCGUCAGCAGCUGGCUGCUCUGUCUGUUGGUCAGAAGCUGAAGCUGACCGUGGACGCUGCCAAGGACAUCGGUGUGACAUUUAAGUCUGAUGAUUUGGUCGGUGCUACCAUACAGGCCAGCAAGCAUCAUGUCAUGGGUGUUAACUUGACCUCAGGACAGAAAGUUACUGCGGUUGUCCUUCAUGUUGACAUUUUGUCUACUUGUGUCCAUGUUUCCCUGCUUUCCAAGCUGGUGGCGAAGAAGAAAUCUUUAACUGAAGGGUCAAGAUACACAGCGAUGGUGCAGUACGUAGAGACAGACUUUGCUGUCAUCUCACUGGAUGACACUGCACAGCUGACUGUGAUCCAAACCAGCUGCCACCUGAAUGAGAUACUCCUGGGUGAGUCAGAGAAGCUGAAGCCUGGGAGGACUCUGGCAGUUAAGGUUAUAGAAACGAGCUGUCCGGAGCUGCAAGGGCUCCCCCUAGUGUCGUGGGAGCCUUCUGCACAGAAACAACAGCGCACCACAUCAGAGAACCAAGCGGGCUCCAAGGGUCACUGCUUUGGUAAAAUCGUGCAGGGGAAGGUGCGGACAGUGAAACCUACCUGCAUCCAGAUCACACUAGAAGACGGAAGCACGGGCAGUGUGCACGUGUCUGAGGUGGUGGAUGCUGCAGAAGUGUGUCUGGGAUCCUUCCCCACGUCCUCUGUGAAAGUGGGCAGCGUGGUGACCGCCAGGGUCAUCGGAGGGCGAGAAGCCUCCAGUCACAGAUUUUUGCCAUUUUCCCACCCCAAAUUUACAUACAGCAUUCCUGAGCUCACACUUAUCCCCAGCAAACUGGACAAUAGUUUAGAUUUCAAAGCAGUCUCAGUAGAAGAGAAACUAAAUGGCUAUAAAGUUGGGGAAGAAAUUAUGUGCUUUGUAUCAAAGUUUCAUCCAGAGAGGAAGUCUUUAGAGGUCACCACUGAUCCCUGUAUCACUGGGACGGUCGAACUCCUGGCCACCAUCACUGAUGCUAAAGAUGCCAGCCACCCAGAGAAACUGUACAAACUGGGCCAAGCGGUCCGAGCCAAAGUGGUGGAAGUGAGCUCCAAACCUCGCCGCUUUGUGCUGUCGCUCACAGGUGUCCAUAAACUGGAGAAAGGCAGCGUGACUUUGGGGAUGGUGACUAAUAUUCAGCCACAGCUUGGCCUCCAGGUCAAACUUCCCUUCGGUGGCGUGGGCACCGUUGCUGUCACUGACCUGGCUGAUGCCUACAAGCCAAACCCCUUGGAUGGGUACAGCAAGGAUCAGCUGCUCAGGUGUUUCCUCCUACUGAGUGAAAAUGGCAAGUGGCAGUUGUCUCUCCGUCCAUCAAGGCUGACGCCACAGCAGGCUAAGCCAGUGAAGGACCUGGAGGUUUUGUCUGUAGACACGCUGCAGGCAGGCCAGUUCAUCAGAGGCUAUGUCAAAUCUGUGGGAGAACAGGGGGUCUUCAUCAGGUUAUCUCGGAGUAUUACUGGGAGAGCCCAGCUUCAGCAGUCCACCAUGUACUUUGUUAAAAACCACAAGGUUCUUGCUGAGCACCUGCCUCCCAACACCCUGCUCACCACCAAGAUCAUCCGUAUCGACAAAGAGGAGGAGUUUGUUGACCUUUCUCUGCUCCCUGCGGACACUGGGAAGCCAGACAUCCUUCCAGAGUCUCUCGGUCUACCGCUGCGUCUGGUCGGAGAGGAGAAAAAGAAACAUGAUACUAAGAAGAAGAAACGCACGCUCUCCGAGAGCGAAUGGAAACAGACAGAGCCCCAGGUCCCGAAGAAGAAGAAGAAAACAAAGACUGAUGACAGUGACAGUGGAGUGGAGGUGUACUUCAGAGAAGAGGCAGAUGAAGAACCCAAACCUGAUCCCGCAGAACAGGGGACACCCAGUUCGGAGGGUCCAUCCAGACUGCAGGUGGCAGCAGGUUUCUCCUGGGACGUGGGCCUGAGCUCCCUGAAACCUGCCUCUGCAGCUCAGGAGGGCGACUCCAGUGACAGAGAGGACCAAGAUGGAACCUGUCAGCCUCAGAGGAAGUCUCGCCAUGAGCUAGAGCAGGAGAAGAAGGCAGCUGAGAAGGCCCUGGUGCAGCGGGAAGCUGAGCUCAUGGAUCCAAACCUGUGUCCCCAAGAUGCAGCCGCCUUUGAGCGCCUGCUCCUGGCCUCACCCAACAGCUCGCUGCUCUGGCUCCAGUACAUGGCUCACCAUCUGCAGGCCACACAGAUCGAGCAGGCCCGAGCUGUGGCAGAGAGGGCUCUCAAAACGAUUUCCUUCAGGUGUGUUACCUUUGUUGGGAGCCUCAAGAAAGUGUUUGAGCGGGCGCUGCAGUUCUGUGAGCCUAUGCCCGUCUACCAGCAGCUGGCUGACAUCUACGCCAAGUCCAACAAGACUAAGGAGGCGGAGGGAUUGUAUAAGACGAUGGUGAAGCGUUUCCGGCAGAAUAAGGCGGUUUGGCUAAGCUACGGGUCCUUCUUGCUCCAGCAGGGUCAGAGCGAUGCUGCCAGUGCUGUCCUGCAGAGGGCGCUGAAGAGUCUGCCCUCCAAAGAAAGUGUGGAUGUGAUCACCAAGUUCGCUCAGCUGGAGUUCCGGUAUGGUGACGCAGAGAAAGGUCACACCAUGUUUGACAAAGUCCUGACGAGCUACCCAAAACGUACAGACCUCUGGUCCGUCUUCAUCGACCUCACGAUCAAACAUGGAACACAGAAGGAAAUCAGGGCGCUCUUUGAUCGGGUGAUCUACCUGAGUGUUUCAGUGAAAAAGAUCAAGUUCUUCUUCAAGCGCUACUUGGAGUACGAAAAGAAGCAUGGCACCCCGCAGAGCAUCCAGGCAGUCAAAGACAAGGCCAUGGAGUUUGUGGAAGCUAAAGGCACUGAGGCUGCCAACUAAAGACCAAACACACACAGUCAGUACAUACAUUGUGUACGUGUGUGGACAGCAGUGCGCCACGCUCGGUCUGCUCUGUGUGCAUGUUUGUAGCUGCAGAUGCCCAUAUGGUUUCCUUUUCACAAAGAAAUUGCCUACUUGGCUUGUAAUUGAGCUUUUAUAGUUAUAGACUGGAAACUGUUCAGCCUUAAAGAUCUGGCUUUGAUGCUGUAACACGACAAACUUUUGUAAAGUAAAUUGUAACGAGCUAUAAAAGUUUAAAAAAAAAAAACAGCUGUGUAACACUUGAUGAGCUUACAUUUUAGUCCAUUUUGUAUGUAAAGGAGUCUGACCUGAGAUUAAUGAAUAUCAUGACUGUGUCUGAAUAGACAUAUAAAAUGUUUUCUAUUGACUUUUCAAUAAAUCCAACACAUUACAAUACGUUACAU
Monopterus albus (swamp eel) is the source of this 5888-nucleotide messenger RNA. It is a transcript of the gene pdcd11, whose product is annotated as programmed cell death 11. Gene Ontology annotation, biological process: rRNA processing. The transcript is spliced from 37 exons. NCBI's taxonomy places the organism in Eukaryota, Metazoa, Chordata, Actinopteri, Synbranchiformes, Synbranchidae. The coding region runs from base 106 to 5463 and encodes 1785 amino acids. Gene Ontology annotation, molecular function: RNA binding; protein binding. The record is from RefSeq and is a predicted model, not a curated record. Gene Ontology annotation, cellular component: nucleus; nucleolus; small-subunit processome.